This is a messenger RNA of Neocloeon triangulifer, 1322 nucleotides long. RefSeq names its product retinol dehydrogenase 13-like. The record is from RefSeq and is a predicted model, not a curated record. The coding region runs from base 246 to 1247 and encodes 333 amino acids. The transcript is spliced from 7 exons. Lineage: Eukaryota; Metazoa; Arthropoda; Insecta; Ephemeroptera; Baetidae.
CGUGGUCACUAUAUUUUUCUUAACAAAAGUCGGACAUAGAACUGCACGAGCUGUACAAGAAAAUCUUCCCUGCAGCACGACAUUAACCAAUUAGACCUGUCCUAAAUUAGAUCUGGCUGAAUGGUCACCACCAAAGCCAAAAAAUACCAACAACAACAACAACAACAAAGUCGGACAUCAGCAAUCGUUUUUCAUUUUUGAUUGAAAUUUGAAAUUGUUUUAAUCUGCCACAUUUAAUUUGUUUCAUGAGUAAAAUCAUGAAGGUUAAAAAAGGCUUGUUGUCUAACAAAUUCGUCCUUGCCACGAGCGCUGCAGGAACAAUAUUUGCAGGAGCAAUUUUUUUGAAGGAAUACAUGGGCGGAAAAAAAUUUGAAGGAAACGAACGAGCAGAUGACAAGAUCGUCAUAAUCACAGGCGCAAACACCGGCAUUGGUAAAGAAACGGCACGGGAAUUAGCAAAGAGGGGAGCCAGAGUUUUUAUGGCAUGUCGAGACAUUCAUAAGUGUGAGGAGGCUCGAGAGGAAAUUGUGAUUGAGACUAAAAACAAAUUUGUUUAUUGCCGUCAGUGUGAUUUGGCAUCCCAGGAAUCAAUCAGAAAAUUUGUGCAAAGAUUCAAAAAUGAGCAAAGCCGCCUUGACAUUUUAAUAAACAACGCGGGAGUCAUGAGAUGUCCACAGUCUUAUACCAAAGAAGGAAUUGAGUUGCAGCUUGGUGUGAAUCACAUGGGCCACUUUUUACUUACCAAUUUGCUUCUUGACUUGUUAAAAACUUCACAGCCAAGUCGAGUCAUUACGGUUUCCAGCAUCGCUCACACAAGAGGACAAAUCAACAAAGAAGACCUCAAUAGCAAGUUAAAAUACGACCCUGGAGAUGCCUACAGCCAAAGCAAACUGGCCAAUGUGUUAUUUAGCAAAGAACUAGCCUCUAGAUUGAAAGGCACUGGCGUUAUUUCAAAUUCACUUCACCCCGGAGUGGUUGACACGGAGCUGUUCCGGCACAUGGGAUUUUUUAAGAGCACCACGGCUAGUCUGUUUGUUCGUCCGUUGAUGUGGCCCUUUGUGAAAACUCCGAAGCAAGGAGCUCAGACGACUUUGUUUGCAGCUCUCGACGAGUCACUGAAGGAAACCUCAGGGAAAUAUUUCAAGGAUUGUGCAGAGUAUCCUGUUGCUCCACAAGGAGACGACGAUUCCAUGGCCAAGUGGCUGUGGGCUGUUAGCGAAAAAUGGACUCGACUCGACAACAAAUGAAUCAAAAUGUGAUAGAAUUGGUGCAAGGUAUUUAUGCUGAACCAAUAGACUGUUAAUUGUUAUUCUUAAAUCUGA